AUGAACCAAGACUUGACUUUCAAGGACGACCCUUUUAGAAUAAUCGACUACUCCAAAGACGAGAAGGCACAAUUCUUAAGGAAUCUACGUGAUAGGAUAACUUGCAACGAAAGGGAAAAGUCUCUCUUGUUUGAAACCGGAUUUACAAAGGAUAGAAACUUUAAUGGAAGUGUGGAGGAAAGCGCGAUAAGCCUGGAGGUAUUGGCCUUGUUAGCCACUUCCAAGAACCAAGAUAUCAGACAGGGAGUUAAAGCAUGCUCCUCCCAAGUCUUUGAAUUCAUAAAGCUACAGCCGUUACCACCUUCCUCCAUCCAUAUCUCCAUGUUUCGAUCCUUCAGGAUAAUCAUAUCUGAAGUAGACCAGGAUUCGUUUUGCGACAAAUACCUGCCUUUUUUCUUAUCUGUGAUUGAAAUGGAGCAUCAAUCUUUAUGUCUUAAUUCGAUUAAGAAUGAAAUAAUCGAACUCUUUUAUCAGAUGCUAAAGAUAGACAAAAAGAUCAAGUUCAAACUUAAAGGCAGAAGGUUCAUUAAGAUCUUAUGCAGCCCUAACCUUAAUGGUAUAAAACUCCUCAACGAACUAAUGAAUGAAGAUGUGGGAAAACAUAUUAAGAUGAAGCAUUUGCUUGAGAGAGUAAACAGCUCCAACAUAAAUAACAAGUUGGAGGUUCUUUCGUGCUGUGCCAAGUUGUAUAAGCUGAACCAUUCUGGAGACACAAGAGUUAUGGAGAGAAUCUUGUAUGAAUUGAACGAACUUGUGGAGUAUAAGAAGGAAUCUCUUGUGCUUGUAGGCUCCAUGGUUCAAGACAACAUCCAGGGACAGCUCUUCUGUAGGGACAUAGGGCUGGUCUCCAAAAUUGCAGACCAGUUCCACGAGGGCCAUCCAAACUUGUUAACUCCUGAACUUCUCUUUUGUUUACAUUCCCUGACGGCAGGACUUGAGGAGAACCGAAAGAUCAUUGCCAAAAGCAAAAUAAUUCCUAGUGUUUUUGGAGCCUUCAAGCAGAGGGUAAAUAGAAAGCAAAUAGACCUUGUUUUUGUCAUGAUUGUCUUACUUCUGAAAAGCAUGACAAAAAGCAUUACAUUUCUUCGAUCGGAUCUUUUGGACUAUCCGGUUAUAGAUCUACUGAUAGCUGUUUUGGAUCACAAGUUUCCGGACACUGUCGAUGGAAUCGAUAGAAUGAUAGCAGAGGAAGAUCUAAAUUCAGGAUUUGUUGAGGAAAACAUUUUGAAUGUGCUGGUUAACCUGGUCAUGGAAUACGGGGACUAUAAAAAUAAGUUUAUAGCAUCGAAUGGGGUCGAAAAGGUUCUCAACUACACAUCCAAGUUUCCGCUUGUAGUCCUACAAAUCUUUAAAAACUUUCUGUAUGAUACUGGGUUCAAUUCAAAGGAAGUCUUUAUUAAGGCAACAGACAGAAGAUUUUUCAGUAAAUUUCUUGAUAUGUACGAAGAGAGCAGAAACACAGAGAUACUUGAGGGAUGUUUCAAUCUGAUGAGAAAUCUCUUGUGUGAUGACACUCUUGACUAUAUUGUCCAAAGCUACGAGGGAAUGAUUGAUUCGAUAUUUCUUUAUCUAGAUAGAUUUGCCAACGAAACAACCGUAUCAGAGAACAGCAGAGAAGAGAAUGUUCUAUUGCAGAUACUCUACACUGUAGUCAACCUAAGUGCCAACUCAGAUAAAUUCAAGAGCUUAGUGUUGAACAAAAAGCAUUUGGAUAAUAUGAAAAAGGUGAGCACAACUAGAAACCUUUCAAUUGCGUUUAUAUGGAUUAUAAUAAACCUGUCAUGGAAAGAAGAUGGAUCAGAAAACAGGGUUCAGAUCCUCUGCGACAAUGGCAUAAAAGAGUGGCUGAUCAAAAUACAGGCCAAGGAUUCGGUGCUAGCCGACAAGAUAGGAACUGCAUUGGAAAAUUUGAGAUUAACAUGA
Molecule: messenger RNA, 1923 nt
Organism: Encephalitozoon intestinalis ATCC 50506
Lineage: Eukaryota; Fungi; Microsporidia; Unikaryonidae
Exons: 1
Coding region: 1-1923 (640 amino acids)
Biological process (GO): proteasome-mediated ubiquitin-dependent protein catabolic process
Cellular component (GO): GID complex
Source: RefSeq, a predicted model, not a curated record